AUGGAGGACCUGGAGGACUCGGUGGCUUCGCUGCCUUUCGCCCCGCAGGGGGAGGAGGUGACUCAGGGCCCACGCAAGCUUGGAAGGCUGCGCAAGGCUCGGGAGGCGGCCGAGAACGCGCAGCCCAACGCAAACGCAGCCCCCGCCAGCCCGGCCCAGCCCGCUGCCAGCGAGCAGGAGGGGGAGAAGGGUGACGAUGGAAGUGAUCAGGAGCCCGGCAGCCCCGCCCGGGAGCAGCAGGAGGAAGAGGAGGCGCCGCCCUCGCCCAGCCACCAGGCACGGCUUGCGGCCGCCGCUCGCCUGCCCUGCAGCCUGACCUGCGAGGGGGAUUACUUUGAUGAGGAGGACGAGCUGGAGCAGCAGUAUGUGCGCCGCACGCAGCCGGCGCCGGCAGCCUCGGCGGACGACUCGGGAGACGAGGAGGAGGGCGGGAGAGGCGGCGGCGACAGCGAGGCGGAGGUGUCGGGUGCCAGCGGCGGCUCAGCCUCCCCCGGCGGCUCCCCCGGCACCAUGGAGCUGCUGGCCGCCGACACGCAGCGCAUCCUGCGAGAGACCGCGGCGCGCGACAGGCUGGGCAAGGGGCACAAGAUUGAGAUCAAGCCGCUGAGCAGCAUCCUGGACCGCAUCAAGCAGCGCCAGGCGCUGGCCAUUGCCAGAGCCCCAAAGCCUGCCAUGCCGGAUGUGGGCAGCUUUGAGGACAUCCUGGCGCAGGCCCGCCAGCAGGCGGCGCCGCCGGCAGCCGCCGAGCCGGCGGGUUGCGCGCCAGAUGGCGAGCAGGGGGCGGGUGGCGAGCAGCAGGGCGCGGCUGCGGGCGAGCAGGCGGCAGCGGCGGCUGGCGCUGGCGCGGAAGAGGAGCAGGCGGCAGGGGAGGAGGAUGGCAGCUGCGAUGGCGACGAUCUGCUGAUCAUGAGCUCGGAUGAGGAGGGGGGUGGGGGCGGCGACGUGCGGCUGGUGGAGCUGCCCAGCACCACCAAGAAGGCCAACCGCAUGCCCUUCAUCCGCACCCAGGAGGAUGCAUUUGAGGAUGUGCUCAUAGACGACGGAUACGACAGCGAGGAAGACUUUGAGGGAGACAAGGAGGGCGGCAGCAGCGCUGGCGGGGACAGCAGCGACAGCGAGGAGGAGGAGGAGGAGGGCAGCGAGGAGGCGGGGGGUCCUCCGUCGCCCACUGGGUCAGACGCGAGGAAGGAGGGCGAGGCAGCUGACGGCAGCCCUGCAGAGCCUGCACACGCCUCGCCAUCGCAGCAGACAGCAGGCCCAAGUGAAGGUGGUUGCCAGCGGCAGGCGGGUGCCUCACCGCCCGCCGACGGGGCUCAGCAGGGCGAGGCAGAGGUGGAGGAUGGCGAGGAGGCAGCCAAGCCCAGCAGCGCCUCUGGUGGCGACGCACCAGCGGUGGUGGUGCCCAAGCGCAACAACAAGCUGCAGCGCAUGUUUCUGGACAUGGAGGCGGAGCUCAGCGAUGAGGAGGGUGCCGCUCCCGGCAGCGAGGAUGAGGAUGAGGAUGUGGAUGACCAGGGGGAGCUGGCCGGCCUGAUUGGGCAGUCCAAGGAGACGUCCAAGGACCUCAAGCUGCGCGCCCUGCUGCACCGCCAGUGGGCCGAGCAGCAGGACGACAAGGAGCUGCAGCAGGUCAUGCGCGGCCUCAAGAACGGGUUCAGGCGGCGGCGAGGCGCCGGCUUCCUGGACGAUGACGAGGAUGAGCUGGCGGGGCGGCGGCGGCGGGCGCGCGCAGGCGACGGCGAGGACAAGGAGGGCGGCGGCGCCGCGCUGCCCUGGCCCUCGCCCUUUGGUGCUGCCGCCGGCAGCGACGAGGAGGCGGAGGACGAGGAUCUGCUGCGCAAGGCCAAGCAGGGGAUGCUGCUGGCGGAGUCGCAAGGCAUGGAGCUGGAUGGCGGCGACGGCGGCGGCGGCGGCCUGGGCGGCGGCGGCGGCAUCCCGCUGGACGAGGGCAGCCAGGAGGUGCUGGGCCUGCUGGCACGCAGCUGCGCCUCGGAGCCGCAGCUGGGGGCCAGCGGCGGCAGCGGCCCGCUGCCGCGCUCGCGCUUUGCGCCGCCGGGCGCGCCCGCAGCCCUGGUCAGCCUGGGCUCCGACCCAACCAACAACCGGCUGCCAGGUGGCGGAGGCGGCGGCGGCGCCAGCAGCCUGUCGCGUGGGCCGUCGUUUGUGGGGCGCCAGCCCACCGUGCAGCGCGUGGCCAGCAGCAGCGGCAUGGGCGGCGGCGGCCGCUCCUAUGUGUUUGGGCGGGACGACAGCAACAGCGCCAUGCCGGCGGACAAGGGAGUCACUGCUGGGGAGGCUGGGUCUGGCGGCGAGGAGGCGGGGCCCACCAGCUUUGCCAACCUGCGCCAGCUGGCAGGCAUGCCGGCGCCGGGGCCGAAGCCCAGGAAGCGCGGCGGCGGCACGCUGGUCAGCCGGCUCAAGGCGCCGGCGCACCGCUCCGGCAAGGAGCCUGCGGGGUCGGGGCAGGCGUCGCAGGGUGCCAGCGCAGACGCCGCGGCCGCGGCGGUGGCAAUCCUGGCAGCCGGCGGCAGGGGAGCCAAGUGA
Molecule: messenger RNA, 2544 nt
Organism: Chlorella variabilis
Lineage: Eukaryota; Viridiplantae; Chlorophyta; Trebouxiophyceae; Chlorellales; Chlorellaceae
Exons: 11
Coding region: 1-2544 (847 amino acids)
Source: RefSeq, a predicted model, not a curated record